Messenger RNA from Nezara viridula (southern green stink bug), 2682 nucleotides. The record is from the annotation of a GenBank genome assembly. Lineage: Eukaryota; Metazoa; Arthropoda; Insecta; Hemiptera; Pentatomidae.
GUCUUCCCCUCCGGUGGCAUUGGUCGCUAUAAUUCAGAUCUUCUUUGUCCUCACGGAGUCGACGUACGUGGAGCACGAACAUGGCGAAUUCACUAAGCCCCUGUGGAACUCGACGUACACAGACCAGUUGAAAAGAGACUUGUUGACGAGCUAUGACAAAUUCGCCCGCCCGACCCAACACACUAACAUCACCACUGUCAUUAUGGAUAUCGACCUGAAGCAUGUUCAUCUUGAUGACGCUAAGUUCUUGUUGACAGUCAAUGCUUGGCUUAAAAUGAAAUGGCGUGAUGACAAAUUACAGUGGAAUGCUAGCGAUUACGGCGGUCUAAAACAUCUUCAUUUGGCAGAUCAUGAGAUUUGGCAGCCUGAUAUCGCACUCUACAACAGUGCCCUUGGUAAUAAUGUUGACUAUUUUGGCAAUAUUCACUGUAUUGCACAAUCCGAUGGCGAAGUAUUGUGGGUGCCACCAACGCAAUUUGUGGUCUUUUGCGAUAUGGAUCUUUUCAAGUGGCCAUUUGAUCGCCAUAUCUGUUCCCUCAAGCUGGGUUCCUGGACUUACACAGGCCACCAGAUAGAUCUUCAGCUUGGUGACUUUGGAGAGCUAGAAGAAUCUCUCAAGUCAAUGGAAGUUACCGAAUGGAAGGUGGUGGCAGCCUCAAGAAAGCGCUCAACGACGUAUUAUUCGAUUUUCACCUUUGUCGCUCCUUUCGUCGACAUCGAGUUCACCCUCACAAUUGAAAGGAGAUCUCCUUCCUACAGAGCUGUUGUUAUUGUGCCUGCUAUCGGUGAGUACCAUCUUGCUUACUCUUUGCUCCCUGUGGCUGCCACCAUUCGGAAAGGAGCGUUUCAUGCUCAGUGGCAUCACUGCCAUCUUUGUGUCUCUAUUUCUCAUUUACUUCACGAUACGCCUGCCUCUUAUAGGGCACUGUACACCGCUGGUUGGUUAUCAAGCUAUGAGGAAGAAAUUGGUACUACAGGUGAAGAACUGAGAGCCUAUGAUAGCUGUAACGAAGACCGAAUGAUCUUCAACCGAAGAACUCCCCAAGAAGGAUGGAGCCUGAUUGCCAUGGCUAUUGAUAGAAUUUUGUUUAUAAUUUACUUUGUAAUUUAUCUUUCCUUCAUUCUAAAUGCUGUGCUGUGACUAAUAAUAAUUAUAAUAUAUUUUCUUAGUUUUUAAGAAUGGAUAUCGGAUGCUUCUAGUCUCGACUAAAGAUAUUUUUAAGUGAUAUUCUGAUAUUCAUUGUUAAUGUUAAUCAUAUCUUAAUUUGGAGCAAUUACAGCUCACCAACUUAUAAUCAGGAAAAUAAUAAUUUCAAAAGUGAACAAUAAUUUAUUCAAAAACAAUCAACAGGAAUGUUUUCAUGGAAAGUUUGGUGAGGGAAAAAAAAAAAUGCUGAAUUUAAAUAAGUAGCCUAACUUACAAAAUACAGUGUAAUCCUCCUUAUAUAUCAAUUUUUUUAAACAUAGAAUUUUAGGAAAAAGAUAUGAAAUUUCCAUGAAUUGAACAAAAACUCAAAUUAAAAAUAUGAUUAUCAGAGAGGUCUCUUGGUUUACUCUUCAUAAGAAUGUGAAUAAGAAAAACAAAAUGUCUCCCUGUUUCAUAAAACAAUGAAAAUAAAAAUAAGAUCUUAUUUAAGAAGAAGCAAUUGCAUGCAGUGACAUGUCCUCUGAAUAUUUCCAAACAUUGUGUUAUAUUUUGAUUUUAUAUUCUGUUUAACUUUCUCUUCUUUGUUGUAACAUGGCUCCUAAAAGUUCGACUUGAUAAUCAAUGUAAAAGUCAGAUGAAAAAUGAAGAUGGAAUAUGUCAGUAGUAAAAGGUUUCAAAACAUAUCUGGAAUGGAAAACCAACUCAAGAUAGAAAGAUUUAAGGUCUAAAAGGAACACUAGAAGGCUACAAACGGAGAUCAAAGAAAUAUAAAAUAAGAUUGAAGAUCUCGAAAUAACAAUCAGAAAAUAAAACCUGAAUUCUAUGGACAUAGAACUAGACAUGGCUUAAUAACCAGAUUUUCGAUAAAUUUUGUGAGAAGAAGAUUCAAUAUUACAGAAUCCUUCAAAAGAUUUGAUAUUACAGAAGCCUGGAUAGAGAAAAAAAAAAAUGAAUUGGAAUGAAGAAAGAAAAAUCAAGUAGGCAGAAAUUAUAAAGAACUUCUCGAAGAUAAAAAACAAAACAAAUUUAUAAAAUUUUUGAGUGGUCCUUGAAGACAUGUUAAAAACAAUUUGUAAGUUCUGAACUUCGGACAUAAUUUUAAUUCUUAUAUAAUCGAAGAAUUAUAUACAUCAUAAAAUAAAUGUACCAAUAUUACAGUUUUCGACUCGUUAAAACAAGCUUUAUAUUUCCCAUAGAGAGUGCAAAUAUGAGUAAAUUUGCAGUUAUGAUACUUAGGAUAGUGAUGCCUGAACCUCAAGUGAUAUGACAAAAUAAGCUGACUGGCAGUUGAUUCUUUAAUGGAGCAAGUCUGGGAUUUGUUUCAAGAAGGUUUUCUUAUAAUUUUUCCUUAUUGAGUUUGAUAUUUUGUUUCAUUCAUCGGUGGUUUGAAAUUUCUUAGUUUAAUUUAAAUCUGUGCAGAAUUUAUUUAUUUAUUUUUUAAUUAUAUAAUAAACCUAUUCACCUUUUGAUGUAAACACAACUAUAUGAAUAGAUUUAUUACAUUAUUUUCCUUUUAGUAAUAAAGUGAAACCCUG